CCUCCCCGAAGGCUCCCGGGAGAUGCGGCGGCCCUGAAGCGCCCAGAGCUCCGCCAUGGACGGCGCCGAGCCCGCGGCGGACGCGGCACCGGCGGCCGCCGGGGCCUCACCGGGGGACGGGCGCGGGAGGAGCGGCGGCAAACGGGUCACGUUCCCCUCGGACGAGGACAUCGUGUCCGGGGCUGUGGAGCCCAAGGACCCCUGGAGACACGGGGAGAAGCUGGAUUACCGCUCCUGCGAGGCCAUGGAGGAGAUCUUCAAGCGUCUCCAGUUCAAGCUGCUCGACCUGGAGCACACGGGCCUGGACGAGGACGGCGCCGCGGCGCUGUUCGACAUGAUCGAGUACUACGAGUCGGCCACGCACCUCAACAUCGGCUCCAACAAACACCUGGGGGCCCGCGGCUGGCAGGCGGCCGCCCACAUGAUGAGGAAGACCAGCUGCCUGCAGUCCCUGGACGCGCGGAACACGCCGCUGCUGGAGCCGUCGGCGCCGUUGGUGGCGCGGGCGCUGCGCAUCAGCAGCAGCCUGGCCGUGCUGCACCUGGAGAACACCGCCCUGUCUGGCAGGCCGCUCAUGCUGCUCGCCACGGCUCUGAAGAUGAACGUGUCCCUGCGGGAGCUGUACCUGGCCGACAACAGCCUCGGCUCCCGUUCCCAUGGGAAUAACGGGAGUCACGGGAAUUGGGGGGUUUGGGAAUGUGGGAACGAGCUGGACCUGUGCAAGAACCACCUCAGCGACUCCGGUGGGAAUCCGGGAAUUCCCAACGGGAAUCACGGCUGGAAUCACGGGAAUCACGGGAAUUCCAGCUGGGAGUCACGGGAGUCACGGGAGACACGGGAAUUGGGGGUUUGGGAAUGUGGGAAUGGGCUGGACCUGCGCAACAACCACCUCAGCGACUCCGGCCUGGCCUACAUCUGCGAGGGGCUGCGGGAGCAGCGCCGGGGGCUGGUGACGUUGGUGCUCUGGAACAACCAGCUCAGCCACGCCGGCAUGGCCUACCUGGCCAUGACCCUGAUUCCCCCUGUUUUCCCCGCGGAUCCCCACGGAUUCUCCCUGUUUUUUCCCUAUUUUCCCCCGCGGAUCCCCACGGAUUCCCCCUGGGCGGUGGCGGUGGCCGAGUUUGUGGCCGAGAGCCCGCGCCUGCUGCGCCUGGACCUGCGCGAGAACGACAUCAAGACCGGGGGGCUGAUGGCGCUGAGCCUGGCCCUGCGCGUCAACCACUCCCUGCUGCGCCUCGACCUCGACCGCGAGCCCAAGAAGGAGGCGGUGAAGAGCUUCCUGGAGACGCAGAAGGCGCUGCUGGCCGAGAUCCAGAACGGCUGCAAGCGGAAUUUCGUCCUGGCCAAGGAGAAGGAGGAGCAGGAGCAGCAGCUCCGCCACUCGGCCUCCAUGGCCGAGAUCUCCGGCGCCGAAAUUCCCGAGGAUCCCGCCAUUCCCGAGGAUCCCGCCAUUCCCGAGGAUCCCGCCAUUCCCGAGGAUCCCGCCGUUCCCGAGGAUCCCGCCAUUCCCGAGGAUCCCGCCGUUCCCGGCGGCGCCGCUUCCGCCGGCCCGGAGGAGAACGGGAACGCGGCUCCGGCCGGGGAUUCCAGCUCGGACACCGAGGAGGAGGAGGAGGAUGGGAAGAAGGGCUCGAGGGAGCUUGUGGAAUCCGGGAAUUCCGGGAAUUCCGGGAAUGCCGGGAAUGCCGAGCGCAGGAUUUCCGUCUCCAGCCCCGGCAGGGGCCGCAAGGUCUUCGUGGUGACACGGGUGGAGAAUGUUCCGGAGGGAUCCGGGGCCGAAUCCGGGACUGUUCCCAAGGAAUCCGGGGUUGUUCCCGAGGAAUCCGGGGUUGUUCCCGAGGAAUCCGGGGUUGUUCCCGAGGAAUCCGGAACCAUUCCCAAGGAAUCCGGGGUUGUUCCCGAGGAAUCCGGAACCAUUCCCAAGGAAUCCGGGGUUGUUCCCGAGGAAUCUGGGGUUGUUCCCAAUGGAUCUGGAGCUGUUCCUGGUGGAUCUGGAGCUGCUCCUGAAGGAUCCGGAGCCGUUCCCGAUGGAUUUGAGACCGUUCCCGAUGGAUCUGGGAUCAUUCCUGAAGGAUCUGGAGCCGUUCCCGAUGGAUUUGAGACCGUUCCUGAAGGAUCUGGGAUCGUUCCUUGUGGAUCCGGCACCAUUCCCGAUGGAUCUGGGACAGUUCCCGAUGGAUCCGGCACCGUUCCCGAUGGAUCCGGGGUUGUUUCCAUCGGAUCCACCUCCGUUCCCGAUGGAUCCACAGCUGUUCCCGAAGGAUCUGGGACAAUCCCUGUUGGAUCCGGCGCUGUUCCCGUUGGAUCUGGGGCUGUUCCCGAUGGAUUUGGAGCCGUUCCCGUUGGAUCCGGUGCCAUUCCCGAUGGAUCCGGCACCGUUCCCGAUGGAUCCGGCGCCAUUCCCGAUGGAUCCGGCGCCGUUACCGAUGGAUCCGGUGCUGUUCCCGUUGGAUCUGGGGCCGUUCCUGAUGGAUCCGGGGCUGUUCCCGAUGGAUCCGGUGCCGUUCCCGUUGGAUCUGGGGCUGUUCCCGAUGGAUUUGGAGUCGUUCCCGUUGGAUCCGGGGUUGUUCCCAAUGGAUCCGGCACCGUUCCCGUCGGAUCCAGUGCUGUUCCCGUCGGAUCGGGCGCCGUUCCCAAUGGAUCCGGAAUUGUUCCCGUCGGAUCCGGGGCCAUUCCUGAUGGAUCUGGGGCCCUUCCUGUUGGAUCUGGGAUUGUUCCCGAUGGAUCCGGCACCGUUCCUGUCGGAUCCGGGGCUGUUCCUGGUGGAUCUGGGAUUGUUCCUGGUGGAUCUGGGAUUGUUCCCGAUGGAUUUGCAGUUGUUCCCGGUGGAUCUGGCACCGUUCCUGUUGGAUCCGGCGCCGUUCCCAAUGGAUCCGGGAUUGUUCCCGAUGGAUCCGGGACCAUUCCCGGUGGAUCUGGGGUUGUUCCCGAUGGAUCCGGGAUUGUUCCUGUCGGAUCCGGCGCCGUUCCCGGUGGUUCCGUGACGGUUCCCGAUGGAUCCGGCGCCAUUCCCGAUGGAUCCGGCGCCGUUCCCGGUGGAUCCGUGACGGUUCCCGAUGGAUCCGGCGCCGUUCCCGAUGGAUCCGGCGCCGUUCCCGGUGGAUCCGUGACGGUUCCCGAUGGAUCCGGCGCCGUUCCCGGUGGAUCCAUGACGGUUCCCGAUGGACUUGGAGCCAUUCCCGAUGGAUCCGGCGCCGUUCCCAUCGGAUCCGUGACGGUUCCCGAUGGAUCCGGCGCCGUUCCCGUCGGAUCCGUGACGGUUCCCGAUGGACUUGGAGCCGUUCCCGUCGGAUCCGGCGCCGUUCCCGAACUGCGGCCGCGCCGGGCCGGCGCCUCCGAGGGAAUUCCGUGCGGGAGCCCCUCCCGGGAUUCGCCGCUUCCCAACGGGCUGAAGGCGGAUUUCGCCCGGGCGCUGCCGGAGCCGGGCCCGGAGGGAGACGGGAAAUCGGGAACGUGCGCGGCCGAGCGCGAGCUGAGCUGCGCCCGGAUGGAGCCGGAGCCGCCGGAGCCGCCGGAGCCGCUCUGAGCGCAGGUCCUGGAGGGGGAGGCUCCGGCGCUUUCCCCUCCCCCAACUCCGCACAAGAUUCCAACCAAACCUCGGGAAUUUCGGGAUUUUUCGUGGGAAAGAGAAAAAAAAACAAAGAAAAAACCACAAAA
This is a messenger RNA of Lonchura striata (white-rumped munia), 3657 nucleotides long. NCBI's taxonomy places the organism in Eukaryota, Metazoa, Chordata, Aves, Passeriformes, Estrildidae. The record is from RefSeq and is a predicted model, not a curated record.